Molecule: messenger RNA, 3067 nt
Organism: Pyricularia grisea
Lineage: Eukaryota; Fungi; Ascomycota; Sordariomycetes; Magnaporthales; Pyriculariaceae
Exons: 3
Coding region: 1028-2761 (577 amino acids)
Molecular function (GO): sulfuric ester hydrolase activity
Source: RefSeq, a predicted model, not a curated record
GUAGAGUCGGCAGCCUUCCCCGGGUUUGCCUUGAUUGAUGGAUGAUAAAUUGAAUUGACUUUCUUUAGUUUCCGAGCUACGUAGAAGGAUACCGGUUCCUCCUUCUCUUCUCCAUCUCCUCCAGCAUUAAUUGAUCUUACCUUUGCUAAGACGCCUUUUUUUUUUUUUUUUUUAAAAAAGAGUAAUUCAUCCCCUCAUCGAUUGCGACAUCACCGUAGUCUUUUGCCGGUGGUUCAUCCUUGCAGGGUCCUUCCAUGCACCGAAUUGGGACGACUAUUGAACCUCAUCUUGUCCCAAAAUUGCGCCAUCUUCCAACGUCGCGCCUUCUUUGUUCGAUCACCAUUCACGUCAACUAACGGCGCAUUGCUGCCGUUGACGUGCUUGUCCCACUAUCUUUCUACCUUGCUCCACCUCAUGCUUUUCAUUUCAUGGUGGCUUUAGGUAUUUGGCUGGAUUGUUUUGAGUUGAACGAUUUGUUGCAGCGGAAAAGUCAAUGAAUGUAUCAUAGUCAGAGACUCCUCAUUUCAGCGGCCCCUUCACCUCCCCCCGCCCACCUGACUGCUGAAAUUAUCUCCUGCCCUGGAAAACACCGUUUCGCCUCACUUGUUGUUUGCACUUUCAUAUUAUUGGGUCGGAUCAAACGGAACUUGCUGGUCCAUAUUGUGUUUCCUCACUGGACGGACAUUAUACAGUAUACCGGCACAUCUUUUGACACGCGAACAACGGGUCAAGCGCCAUACACCUGGCUACUUGGCGUAUGCCCUAGCAGCCUUCUUCUUCAUCUUCUUGUUCUUCUUCAUCUCAUCCUUCUCGUUGAACAAAUUGGGUUUUGUUUUUCAAAUCUUUUUGUUCUUUGUUUCAUUAUUCUUGGGGAUUGACUUGGUAUCGCUUUUGGGCUUGGUCUUCUACCAUUAGUCUGAUCUAUACCUCUUCGAAAUCACCUUAUUUACCUCCGUCUGGCAUCGUCCAGCUACAGAUUGAACUUCAUUCACACUAGGCUCCAUCUGCUUACUGACCUAGUCGCAUCAUGGCCCCGGACCUCAAUUCAAUGCCGCCGUCGCCGAUGAAGGGACAGGCACCUGCCGCAGAAGGAGGACAAAGACUCAAUGGCAACACCUCGAAUGGCACGCGCCAGAAGCAACCCAAUAUCCUCUACAUCAUGGCGGAUCAGCUGGCGGCGCCGCUUCUAAAGAUGUACAACCCAGACUCGCAGAUCAAGACUCCUAACCUCGACGCCCUAGCGGCGCAGUCAGUCCAGUUCGACAGUGCCUACUGUCCCUCGCCACUCUGUGCCCCUUCCCGCAUGAGCAUGAUCACUGGCUUGCUGCCCAUGAAGAUUGGCUCUUAUGACAACGCCGCACAAAUUCCCAGCGACAUCCCAACGUAUGCACACUACCUACGCAUGCAUGGGUAUCAUACAGUCCUGGCAGGCAAGAUGCAUUUCAUUGGCGACCAACUGCACGGCUACGAGACACGCUUGACCAGUGACAUCUACCCCGGCGAUUUUGGCUGGGCGGUGAACUGGGACGCGCCCGACACUAGGCUUGAGUGGUACCACAAUGCCAGCUCCAUCUUGCAGGCCGGUGUUUGUGUGCGCAGCAACCAGCUCGAUUAUGAUGAGGAGGUCAUGUACCGGUCCAAGCAAUUCCUGUACAAUCACGUUCGACAGGGUCCGGAAGCCCGCCCUUUCUGUUUGACGGUAUCUCUCACACACCCGCACGACCCUUACACGAUCGAGAAAAAGUAUUGGGAUCUAUACGAGGACGUGGAUAUUGCGCUGCCCAAGGUGCACAUCCCCAAAGAGGACCAGGAUCCGCACAGCAAACGCCUGCUCAAGGUGUGCGACCUGUGGGAUCAGGAGUUCACCCCUGAACAGAUCAAGCGAGCUCGAAGAGCCUACUACGGUGCUGUCAGCUACGUGGAUGACUGCAUUGGCAAGCUGCUAGACGUCGUGAAGGCGUGCGGGUUGGAUGACGACACGAUUGUGGUCUUUAGCGGCGAUCAUGGCGACAUGCUGGGUGAGCGCGGUCUCUGGUACAAGAUGAGUUACUUCGAAAGCUCAGCUCGAGUGCCAUUGCUGGUGCGGCCGAGCAGCCGGGGUGAGUUUGUACCACAUCGGGUCACACAGAAUGUCAGCACCUUAGACAUGCUCCCGACACUUUGUGAUUUGGUGGGCACCAAACCCCUGGCUGGCCUACCCAUGGAUGGUAUUAGUCUACUGCCGCAUCUUCAGGGCCGCUCUGAGGAGGGUCAUGACACAGUUCUGGCCGAGUACACUGGCGAGGGCACGAUCAGUCCCCUGAUGAUGAUCCGUCGCGGGCCGUGGAAGUUUGUGACGUGCCCUGCGGAUGGGCAGCAGUUGUUCAACUUGGCCGAUGAUCCGGACGAGGUGGUGGAUCUGGUCAAGGUGCUGGCCAAGAAGAAAGCGCAGAGCGGAGGAGUCACUAGCGAGGCAGACGAGAAAAUCCAAUCGGUACUGGCGGCGUUCCAGAAUGAAGCCGAUAGCAGGUGGGAUUAUGCAGCCAUUACCGACGAGGUGCUAAGUUCUCAGAGGAGACGAAGACUGGUCUGGGGUGCGCUGAAGAAGGGCAAAUUUACGAGCUGGGACUAUGAUCCAAAUGAUGACGGACGAGAGAAGUACAUCCGAUCCCACAUGGACCUCGAUGACUUGGAGCGUAUGGCGAGAUACCCACCCGUUGACGCCUAUGGCCGAGAGACUGCUACGAUCAUUACCGACCAGGCUGGAUCACACGGACAGUAAUUUCAUGGUCACGACGGAUGGUCGAAUUCUCUUUUUUUUUUUUUUCCUUUCCUUGUCAAUAUUCUGUCAGUAAACCAACCAGCAUCUUGGGCGUGGCAUGUUGCAAAUUGCGUUGGUGGCGGAUUGAACUUUUUAAACGAUGCAGUUUUAUCUUGCAUUUAUUUGCAAAAUGAUUUAGUCCCGAUUGACAUGAGAGCCGGACGUUUGGAUUUGGUCAUUUUUAGCGAUUUCUAGCGACCGUUCAACCGGGUGGUGAGCAAAAUUUACAGGCGAAAUGAUGCAUGUAGUCAGAAAAUUGAUCGAAAA